This is a messenger RNA of Vollenhovia emeryi, 1775 nucleotides long. RefSeq names its product aspartate--tRNA ligase, cytoplasmic (gene AspRS). The record is from RefSeq and is a predicted model, not a curated record. Gene Ontology annotation, cellular component: aminoacyl-tRNA synthetase multienzyme complex; cytosol; cytoplasm. Bases 110 to 1711 code for a protein of 533 amino acids. Gene Ontology annotation, biological process: aspartyl-tRNA aminoacylation. NCBI's taxonomy places the organism in Eukaryota, Metazoa, Arthropoda, Insecta, Hymenoptera, Formicidae. The transcript has 12 exons. Gene Ontology annotation, molecular function: aspartate-tRNA ligase activity; ATP binding; RNA binding.
GCUCUCUCCAUCAAGAGCGCCUACACACAUGUCAGCCUCCUCGUAAGGAUAUAUAAUCGCACGUUGGGAUUCUAUUUGUAUAGUUUGUCGAAUUUCUCGCACAAGCAGAAUGGUUGAAGACAAGCCAGUGGAAUGUCCUCCGACAGGAGACGAGAUGUCUAAGAAAGCGCUGAAAAAGCAGCAGAAGGAGGUACAGAAAGCAGCAAAGAAGGCUGAAAGAAUGGCUCAGUCUCAUUCCCAGCAAGAAUCUACAAAUGAAACCGAGGAUGUGUCCGUGGGAAAGUAUGGGCAGAUGGAUAUGAUUCAGAGUAAGGAAACAUUCAAGGACAGAAUGUUUGUGGCGAUCAAGAAUCUGGAUAAAAAUCUAAACAAUCAGACAGUUUGGCUGAGAGGUCGGUUACAUACUAGUCGUGCCAAAGGCAAACAAUGCUUUAUCGUGUUGAGACAACAAUCGUACACUGUACAAGGACUAGCUGCGGUGAAUGAAGAGAUCAGCAAGCAAAUGAUUAAAUUUAUAUCAAACAUCACGAAGGAGUCUAUAGUCGAUGCGAUGGCCGUGGUGAUGCCUGUACCCUCGAAAAUCGAAUCGUGUUCGCAAAAAGAUGUCGAGGUUCAUCUGAAGGAAAUAUUUGUGGUGAGCGCCGCGAAGCCGCAGCUUCCCUUGCAAAUCGAAGAUGCCGCGAGACCCGUCGGCGAGGCAGACGAGACGACGCUGAACGUGAGAGUGAAUCAGGACACCAGACUGGAUAACAGAGUUUUGGAUCUCCGCACUCCGGCCAAUCAAGCGAUUUUCAAGGUGGAAGCCGGUGUUUGUAAGCUCUUUAGGGAUAUUCUGACAAGGAAGGGCUUUGUCGAGAUCCAUACUCCAAAAAUCAUUUCCGCAGCCAGUGAGGGUGGGGCGAACGUGUUUACGGUAUCUUAUUUCAAAGGCAAUGCUUACCUAGCUCAAUCGCCUCAAUUGUACAAGCAGAUGGCAAUUGCCGCAGAUUUUGACAAAGUAUUUACUGUCGGGGCAGUUUUCAGAGCGGAAGAUUCCAAUACGCACAGACAUUUGACAGAAUUUGUAGGCCUUGAUCUGGAAAUGGCUUUCAAGUAUCACUAUCACGAAGUGAUAAACACCAUCGGAGAAAUGUUUACCGAGCUGUUUAAGGGCCUACGCGACAAUUAUGCAGAUGAUAUAGCGGCGGUCAGUCAACAGUAUCCGGUGGAGCCUUUCAAGUUUCUCGAACCGGCUUUGAUAUUGGAGUACCCACAGGCGAUCCAAUUGUUGGCAGAAGCGGGCGUGACUCUGGGAGAGGAGGACGAUCUGUCGACGCCGGAUGAAAAACUUUUGGGGAAACUCGUCAAGAGUAAAUACGAUACAGACUUUUACAUUUUGGACAAGUAUCCUCUCGCUGUAAGACCUUUCUAUACUAUGCCGGAUCCAAAUAACCCUAAAGUGUCCAAUUCGUACGACAUGUUUAUGCGAGGUGAGGAAAUCAUAUCUGGCGCGCAACGUAUUCAUGAUCCGGAUUUUCUUACCGAACGUGCCAAGCACCAUGGAAUUGAUAUUGAAAAGAUCAAGUCGUAUAUCGAUGCCUUUAGAUAUGGUUGUCCGCCACACGCUGGUGGUGGCAUAGGCAUGGAACGCGUAGUGAUGCUGUAUCUCGGCCUGGACAACAUUCGUAAAGUGUCCAUGUUUCCGCGCGAUCCCAAACGGCUUACUCCUUGAAAGGCUCAACUUUGAAUGUACAUGUUGAGAGAAAGAGUACUCGAGUAAAAUCUUUUACCUUCAA